Messenger RNA from Coniophora puteana RWD-64-598 SS2, 501 nucleotides. RefSeq lists its product as uncharacterized. The coding region runs from base 1 to 501 and encodes 166 amino acids. Lineage: Eukaryota; Fungi; Basidiomycota; Agaricomycetes; Boletales; Coniophoraceae. The transcript has 4 exons. The record is from RefSeq and is a predicted model, not a curated record.
AUGGCUCUCAGACAUAUGGUUUCUACGCCACAAAUCGAGUCGAUGAUGAAUUUGAAUUAUCGGCUCUCUGAUAAAUUCCCCCUCAAGCCUGAGACUACUAACUUCUCGUUCGGAUUCACUCACGCUCAAGCUCACCUUGAUGAGCUCUUGCUCCUUAGUGCAAGAUCUGCGGUGCCUCAGGAAAGCCUCGGCGGAUACGAGCGCCUUGAGCAUGAGCGUCGAAGGGACAUAGGAUACACGCGGAAGUCGAAGGUGCACUGUAUCAGGCGUGGUCUUAAGCUUAAGCUUCAAAGCGUGACAAGUGCAUGGCACGAUUUAGGUGCCGUGGUAUUAACAAUUGCGCUUCCAGAUUUUGGUAAGAAAAGAAAGGGAAUGCAGCCCUCAUUAUGGCGAUUUGGUUACCGUCCGGUGUGCAGUAAGACUGCUGCCUCGAAGAUGUCCUGGCGAAUAAAGCAGGGCUUUCCCGGGCACGUCGCGGGGCUCGAAAUCAAAGCAACCUAA